This is a messenger RNA of Sclerotinia trifoliorum, 1989 nucleotides long. The record is from the annotation of a GenBank genome assembly. Lineage: Eukaryota; Fungi; Ascomycota; Leotiomycetes; Helotiales; Sclerotiniaceae.
AAACCGUAUCAUUCAACCAACCAUCAUACAAUCAAUUCACCUCUCUGGUAAAAGAGGAAUAAAGGGAAAAGGGCUAUAUGAUAGUCUCCGACUCUUUUUGACAUUUUCACAAAAUUUCGGCACAAUCCCUUAUCCACAUCGCUCUUGACCCGCAACAGAAAACUUGUACGAGAGAAAAAAAAAUCCCCAGGUGGAAGAAACUAAGGCCAAUUUCACUUUCGGCGCCAACCUUCCCCUCUCACCUGGAAAAUAUCUAGAACAUCUUGCAUUCGGUCAUACUUCCUUGUACAAUCUCAACACAAGCAGACCGAUCUUCGCAGCAAGCUGGGUAUUUAUAAAGAUGUCUUCCCCAUGGAAGAAGCAGCCAGAGGAGGUAGCGGGGGCAGUUUUGAAAAGAGCUGAGUUAAGCAAGGUAAACUCUCUUGUGCCAUUCGGGUCAAGUCCACACUAUACUAUACUAAUGUCAAAAUAUCUAGAUGGCUCGGAAACUGCAGAAUCGACUGGCGCUUGCACAAUUUAAAACCGAAAGGGGUUGGGAGGACCUCACACUAGAUACAAUAGAACCAAGGAUGGAAGAAGAGCUAAGAAGAAGACGGCCAAACUCAAGCGGAGAUAUGUUAUCAGACUCAUCCUCCAGUGCUGCAUCUGACUUGCCAUACUCGAACCGAAGGACCUUACUCAGUUCCCCUUUGAAAGCCGCAGCCAUAUUUUCCGAUCGAAUUGUAUCGAGUGGUAGCAGCACCGGGCCUAGGAAGAGGUCGUACCAGACCACUUUCCAACCACCAAGCUCAAAUAUGGGAUCUCGAAAAAGGGUUCGCUCUUCUCCAACACCGAGUAGAUUAAUACGACAGCCGAACAGCUCUUGGAAGAAUCACCGCCAAUUAACCCAAUCAUCACCUAUCAAGCCACGGAAGCCUCAUUUCACCACCUCGGCGGGACCGGACAUCUCUUUCUACAGGGGAUCUUCGCAUAUGCCAGAUGAUCUUACCUCUCCCAACUUCGCAGCCCCAUCCGAUGACGAAGACAACCACCUUCCUCUACAUUCUUUUAAUAUCCUGCCCUCGUCUCCGCGCACUCCAUCUCCGAUUCGAAACAGAGGCAACCCACACCGUCGAAUUAGAGAUGGCAAUGGCAGGUCAGCAGCAGAAGAAGCAGAUCUCUUACUGUACCUCAGUAGUCCUGCAAAUCCCGCUUCACGAACAAGAAUGCAGCCACCCUCUACCCCACCGUCCAGGAAGCUUGAUUUGCCAUCAUCUAUGAUGACCACCCCAAGCUAUAGCGGUGGUCUCUCAAUAUUCGGUGCACCUGCCACACCUUCACAAGGAUUCGACUUCGCCGACUUUGUCAAUAUCACGCCAAGUCCCGCUCAAACGACUUGGACUCCAAGAGCUGCGAAGACGCCGUUGACUGUUGCACGCAGGCGCUUAACAUUCGAAAACUUUCACGCACCAAAUGCAAGUCCAUCAAGGCGCGAGAGUCCUGCUUCUUCUAAGCACACUGGACUUGGUAUGCAAUUAGGCGGGGAUCUUCUAUCCUGAUAUAUUUUUGUUCACGUUUACGAUACGCUUUUGAUGUUUACGAUCAACAACUUCCAUUCUCACGAUUAUGUUACUUUGUAUAUGACUUUGACGGCUCUUCUUAUAAUGUUCUAUCUGCAUGCAUUGGCUAGCAGAAGUUUGGUGUUUGGUGGGAAGCUACUAUGCUGGAUGUAAAUCCCUGGUAGGGAUACAAGGGAUGUAAUGAAGUGACUGGUUUGGAUUUUAUUGUAUCUGAAUUUAUGGGGGUUAAGAAAAUAUCUGAUAUGAAAAGAUGACAAGAUGGGAUGGGAAAGGAAGGAAGGCAAGGCGAGGAAUUUCCCGAGAGCUUGGGCUUGUCUCAAUAUGGCGCAUUUAAUUUGACACCGAAAUCUGCGACAAAUGGUGACGCGACCAGAUGUGGAAGGGGGGACUUUAAUAACCAAUGACAUUCAACUUACCCAAUUGGAUUUUU